CGAUGUCCGACUUCCACAUCCACCCUCAGAACGCAGUGGUGGAGGAAGGUGGUGUAGCCAGAUUCCAGUGCCAGAUCCAUGGCUUGCCUGAGCCGGUCAUCCUCUGGCAAAAGAACCGCAUGCCAGUCAACACAGACAACGAAAGGUACACGCUGCUUCCCAAGGGGGUCCUGCAGAUUACGGGACUGAGGGCAGAAGACAGUGGGAUUUUUCACUGCGUUGCUACCAAUAUUGCUAAUGUGAAGUUCAGCCGGGAGGCCAGACUCACCGUGUCAGGCUCCCACUCCACCGUUUACAAGGACCCCAUGAUUCUUGUCGGUCCGGAGAACCUCACGCUGACGGUGCACCAGACUGCUGUGCUGGAGUGCAUUGCAACAGGCAAUCCCCGGCCCAUCGUCUCCUGGAGCCGCCUAGAUGGCCGCCCGAUAGGCGUGGAGGGGAUCCAGGUGCUGGGGACAGGAAAUCUCAUGAUCUCGGACCUCACCGUGCAGCAUUCUGGCAUCUAUGUGUGCGCCGCGAACAAACCCGGCACUCGGGUGCGAAGGACCGCGCAGGGCAGGCUCGUUGUUCAAGCCCCUGCAGAGUUUGUGCAGCAUCCCCAGUCCAUUUCCAGGCCUGUGGGAACUACUGCCAUCUUCACGUGCGUGGCCCAAGGGGAACCCCCACCACAGAUCACUUGGCUGAAGAACGGGCAGAUCCUGGAGACCAGCGACCACAUUAAGCUGAAGAAUAACAACAGCACUCUCUCCAUCUACGGGAUCAACCAGGCGGAUGAAGCCAUCUACCAGUGCAUCGCCGAGAACAGCGCCGGCUCCACGCAAGCCAGCGCUCGCCUGACGGUCCUGUGGGCAGAUGGGCUGCCCGGUCCUCCGCAGAGCGUGAAGGCCGAGACUGUCUCUGCAACCACCAUCCAGGUGUCUUGGAAAGAGCCUCUGCAGAACACCAAGGAGAUCAUCGGCUACGUGCUGCACAUUCGGAAAGCUGCAGAUCCCGUAGAGAUGGAGUAUCAGGAGGCUGUUAGCAAGAGCACCUUCCAGCAGCUAGUGACUGAUUUAGAGCCCUCGACCAGCUAUAGCUUUUAUAUAAAGGCUUACACCUCCCGGGGUGCCAGCAAAGCCUCAGAAGUCACAGUGGUGAGCACGCUGGGAGAAGUCCCAGCCAUGCCAUCUCUCUUUAUUAAAGUCAUUAACAGCACCGCCGUCCAGGCUACAUGGGAGCCCUCCAUCAAACUGGGCCAGCACGAAGGCUUCAAACUGUAUUACCGCAAGGUCCACCUCUCCCAGUACACAGGUCCAGUGCUGCUGCCCAGCAACGUAACAGCGUACAACAUUACCCACCUGGAUGCAUCGGUGGUGUAUGAAGUCAAGCUCCUCGCCUAUAACCAGCACGGGGAUGGAAAUUCAACUGUCCGCUUCGUGUCCUUGAGGGAAACUGUGGAGAGGACAGUGCUGAAUCCCCCUUGCGACUGCAUGAAGGACGAGCAGAACAAUAAAACCUCCACCACCGGCAUCAUCAUUGGGAUCCACAUCGGCGUCACCUGCAUCAUAUUCUGCGUCCUCUUCCUCAUGUUUGGGUACAGAGGAAGGCUGCUGAUGUGCAAAAAUGUGCAGGAGCAGCUGUCAACCCCGCAGAUCCCCAGGAGCCAGCGGAGCGCCACGGGCCUCGUCCUGAACGGGGCCGCUCGCAGGGACAGGGACGACCGGGACUUGAAUGGAAAGCAGCUGGAUAUGAACGAGCUGGAGAGGUUAUUCCCAGCAUCCCCAUCCCAGGAGCAGCAGGAUAAGGGAAUAACGGUAAGUCCAGCAGGCCGGGAGCAUGGCUGGGAAAUGCAGACGCGGCUGCGUCUCUAA
This is a messenger RNA of Fulmarus glacialis (Northern fulmar), 1850 nucleotides long. It is a transcript of the gene IGDCC3, whose product is annotated as immunoglobulin superfamily, DCC subclass, member 3. The transcript has 11 exons. Gene Ontology annotation, biological process: cell-cell adhesion; axon guidance. The annotation marks the transcript as partial. Gene Ontology annotation, molecular function: protein binding. Lineage: Eukaryota; Metazoa; Chordata; Aves; Procellariiformes; Procellariidae. Gene Ontology annotation, cellular component: plasma membrane; axon. The record is from RefSeq and is a predicted model, not a curated record.